GUGAACGGAAAGACGGCAACGAUCAGCCGCUUUUGACCCCAAACAGACUUCAGCGGAAACAUGGAGAAGAAAAGGUGGGAGUGCUCGGCUCUCCCGAAUGGUUGGAAAAUGGAAGAAGUGACCAGAAAGUCGGGCUUGUCCGCGGGGAAAAGUGAUGUCUAUUAUUUUAGUCCAACGGGAAAGAAGUUUCGGAGUAAACCUCAGCUGGCCCGUUACCUGGGAAACUCCAUGGACCUGAGCUCCUUCGAUUUCCGCACGGGGAAAAUGCUUAUGAGCAAACUAAACAAGAACAGACAGCGGACGCGCUGCGAUCAAAAUCAAAGCAAGGGUAAGCCUGAUCUGAACACGUCACUACCGGUUCGACAGACAGCGUCCAUCUUCAAACAGCCGGUCACCAAGGUUACAAAUCACCCCAGCAACAAGGUCAAGACAGACCCUCAAAAAGCUGUUGACCAGCCCAGACAGCUGUUCUGGGAGAAAAAGCUGAGUGGACUCGAUGCGUAUGAUAUAGCAGAGGAACUGGUGAAGACUAUGGAUCUUCCUAAAGGUUUGCAAGGCGUCGGACCAGGUUACUCGGAUAAGACUCUUCUGUCGGCUCUCGCGAGCGCUCUUCACACCAGCUCAAAUCCAAUCACAGGUCAGCUGUCAGCGGCGGUGGAGAAGAACCCUGGAGUCUGGCUCAACACAUCACAGCCGCUCUGCAAGACCUUCAUGGUCACUGAUGAAGACAUCAGGAAGCAGGAAGACCUGGUGUACAGCGUGAGGAAGAGGCUGGAGGAAGCGCUCAUGGCAGACAUGUUGGCGCACAUUGAUGAAACCGCUGUUGAUGCCAAUUCACUGAAGGACGAAUCCAGCGAUGAGGAGAUGGAGACCGUAUAACUGGGUAAUCAGUGUCGACUAGAACAACCCGGACUACAGUAUUUUUACUCCCAACACCAAAAGACGCUCACACCCUGAAGCGGAUCCCCAUGCCGAAAACAAAACCUCCUUUCCCUAAAUCAGCUGUGAAGCUCAUAAUGUACCCAUAACAUAAACACACAUUUUCACUUUCAUCUCUAAUUUAAUCUUGUAAAUGGAUUCUGUCUCAUUGUAGUUUAGCCAGAUUAUCUUGUUUGGGGUUGGGCUGAGAGGAAUUGAUGAAUGCUGUUUUUCAAAUCAUGCUAGUCCGUAACACAAUUUUUUACACUUUUUGUUUUUAUUAAAUAAAUGCGUGUUUUUAUGAUUAUCUUAAAGACAUUGCACUAAUGUGCAUAUUAAUGUUUGAUGGCUAGUACAAAUAUGGUGCUCAUUUAUUUUCAUGGUUUCUUUAUAUUUUAUCUUGCCGUGUUUUUUGAGUGUAGACAUUAGCAUUGGUGCUUUUUCAUGUUUGUUUCCCCUCUAAGCUAUGUAGCAUUGUUUCUGUCAUCGUAUAGCUAACAUAAAGGAAGAGGUAGUUUAGGUCUUAUUUUAUCAUGACAUUAGAUUUGGAAUGACUUCUUGAUGUGGACUGAAAAUCUGUCUAAUUCAAAUACAGUGCAGAAAUGAUCAUGAUACAGCUUUUUAUUAUUAUUUGUUCACACGAUCAUGGUUAAAUCUAGAUGUUUUUCUGUUCUUUUAUGUGUCAUUGUACUCUCAUAAAUUCACGUUCGGUGGGGGGUGUAUUUUGUAUUUUACACUUUUGUUUUUGUUUGUUUUUUUUCUUUAAGAAAGCAUAAAGGACUGAGGGGAACUCAAAGCUAAAUAAUACUUUUGUACAUUUUGAAAUUAAACUUUUG
This is a messenger RNA of Xyrauchen texanus (razorback sucker), 1754 nucleotides long. Its product is annotated as methyl-CpG-binding domain protein 3-like. The transcript has 7 exons. The record is from RefSeq and is a predicted model, not a curated record. Bases 61 to 879 code for a protein of 272 amino acids. Gene Ontology annotation, molecular function: DNA binding. NCBI's taxonomy places the organism in Eukaryota, Metazoa, Chordata, Actinopteri, Cypriniformes, Catostomidae.